Molecule: messenger RNA, 3467 nt
Organism: Entelurus aequoreus (snake pipefish)
Lineage: Eukaryota; Metazoa; Chordata; Actinopteri; Syngnathiformes; Syngnathidae
Product: zinc finger protein OZF-like
Exons: 3
Coding region: 441-1952 (503 amino acids)
Biological process (GO): regulation of transcription by RNA polymerase II
Cellular component (GO): nucleus
Molecular function (GO): RNA polymerase II cis-regulatory region sequence-specific DNA binding; DNA-binding transcription activator activity, RNA polymerase II-specific
Source: RefSeq, a predicted model, not a curated record
UUGGAAGUGGUCCAUUGAAAGGUUGCUAGCGCGACCUCCUGUGCUGUAGAAUGUAGUAUGGACCAUAGGACAGGACGAAGAAGUCCCGUUAAGAAGCUGUGGAGGCCUAAGAUGCUCUACUAGUCUGCUGGAAAUCAAAGAAGACGGUAGAGUAAAAAGCAAAAUGGCGUUUGACAGAGAAGGCCUAAACGUGGCCACUGGCCAUUAUUGUUUCUCUAUUUGUAUUUAGUGCAUACAUGUACGCAUAUAUGUCGUGUAGUAGAUGAAACAUUGUUAGUCAUUGUUUGUAUCCGGAUACAUUAGUCUGAGCGCACUUUAUGUGCUAGCUUAGCUUGCUAGUUAGCUUAGCUUGUUAGCUGCUAACAAAGAGACGCGGACGUUACCAACACAUCGCUAAGUAGAGAUCAAAUGUGAGUGUAAAGUGUUGGGAUUGUGUGAAAAUGUGCGAAAGAACGAUAGCAAAGUAUGAGGAGGAACUUUGUCCAACAAAAGAGGAGAAGGAGCGACAACAUCAACUACAGGACGCUGUUUUCAAGAAACAUCAAGUUGUGUUACACAGAACAGAUGCCCAGCAGCCCCCCCACUUUAAAGAGGAAGAGGAGGAUCCACAGCCCCCCCACAUGAAAGAGGAAGAGGAGGAAGUGUGGAUCACUCAGGAGGGAGAGUGUCUUCUCGGGCAGGAGGAGGAUGAUCUCACCAAGUUUCCACUGACUGUUGUCUCUGUGAAGACUGAAGAGCAUGAAGACAAACCACCUGAGUCCUCACAGCUUCAUCACAGUCCAAAUGUCUGUGAAGAACAACUUCUGCAUGAAAAACAGGAGUGUAGCUUCGGGAUGGAGAAGGAGGAUCCAUCAAAGAGGAAGACCAGGCACCACGGACCCUCUGGCGUCUCCUUUUCCUCUUUAACACAGACCCUUCCCUGUAAAAAGGAAGAGGAAAACUCACAGACCCCCCACAUUAAAGUGGAAGAGGAGGAACACAGCAUCAGUCAGGAGGGAGAGCAUCUAGAAGGACUGGUGGAGUUCCCAGUGACUGGUGUCCCUGUGAAGAGUGAAGAUGAUGAGGUCAAAGGUGAAAGUGAGGAGAAGAGAGAGGCGGAGCCUCCAAGCAGCAGCUCAACACAACACAUGACAACAGAAGCUGAUGGAGACCACUGUGGAGGAUCACAAGCAGACAAGCUCUUAGCUCCACUAUCAGAUAGUGAGGACACAACGUCACACUCUCCUGACACUGAUGAUGAAGACUCUAAAGAUGAUAAGACAUGUCACACUGACAACACUCACUUGAAAUGUUCUCACUGUGACAAAACCUUUAAAUAUUCUAGUCAUCUUAAGGUACACAUGAGAAUGCACACCGGAGAAAAACCUUUUCCCUGCUCAGAUUGUGGUAAAUGUUUUUCACGAAGAAAUGGACUGAGUGAACACAUGCAAACACACACUAAAGAAAAACUUUUUUCUUGUUCAGUGUGCGGAAAAAGUUUUACACAAAGACAGUGUUUAAAAAAACACACAAGAUUACACACUGAGGAGAAACCUUUUACCUGUGCAUUCUGUGGCAAAGGUUUUGUAUUAAGUGAAUAUUUGAAAGUACACAUGAGGACACACACUGGGGACAAACCGUAUUACUGUUCAUUCUGCGGUAAAGGUUUUGCGCAAAGUCAAACUUUUAAAGUACACUUGAGAAAACACACUGGUGAAAAACCAUAUCCCUGUUCAAGCUGCAACAGAAGCUUUGCUGACAGGGCAAAACUUUUAAUACAUACAAGAACACACACUGGAGAAAAACCUUUUUCCUGUUCAGUCUGCCACAGAAGCUUUUGUGAACGAUCAAAGCUUGUAAGACACAUGAGAACACACACCGGAGAGAAAGUGUUGAGUUGCAGUGUGUGUGGUGAAAGAUUCUCUUAUAAGUACCAGUUGGACAAACACAAGUGUGCUGGUGAUUCUAAAUAAGCUGUCAAGACUUUUAACUUUUGACUUUGUAACAACAAGAGCAUAUAAGAGCAUAUAUAACAUGUGUGACGUCGUUGUUGUGUGUUGUUAAUGUGCAUUUAUAGAUUAGAUAUUUUAGAUUGGUGAUUUUUUCCCCCCGAGUCAAGUACAUGCAUUAAUAUACAACGUUGUGUACUUUAAUUUAAAAAUGGACAGAACAAUUUGACUUUAAAGGUAAGAGUAAUCAGCAAAAAACAUAUGUUACAUAAAAUAAACAUUUUACGUGCAUAAAGAUAUUCAUCAUUCACUUACAUCCGUGUACUGUAGGUUUUUGAAAUAAUGAAGUGUUACAUAUUUUUAUUUCUAAUAAAUGAUUCCAAAGAUCAAUUUUUCUCAAACUACUACAUCAAUGAAACAUUUGAUUAAAGUACAGUGUUUUAUGUCGCUAUAAUUCAAACACAGUGUUACUGUUUGAACUGUGUAAUAUUACAAUGGCCAAACAUUUUUAAUAAAUCUACUUGUUAAAUAAAACUUCUGCCUCGUUUUUAAAUGAAAACUGUUGCCUACUAUGGUACUGUUUUUUAAUGUUGGUCAUUUUGGUGGUACUUGGAGAGCCAGGUUUUUUCUGAGUUCAUGGGAAAAAAGUUUAAAAACCACUGCAAGUCAAGUGCUGCAGCAGCGCCACAUGUUGUAGUAUUAUAUAUGCAUUCUGUAGUAAUAUAGUUACACAAUUUAGUUCCAAAUAUGUAUACUUUUGUACUAUAUACACGUACUGUAGUACUAUAUCAUAUUUACUACACUAUAUAUAUAUAUAGUGUAGUACUACAGUAAUAUAUGUACCGUAGUACUAUAAAACCACACUCUAGUACAGUAUAUAUAUAUCCUAGUAAUAUAUGCACAUCAAAUAGUACCAUAUAUAUUUACUGCAGUAGUAUAUACUAGUGAUGGGUUGAGGCGUCAUGAAGCGUUUCAACACAUUGCAAAACUGUAUUGAUACUGUGUCAAUACUGUGUCACUAAAUACUGACAUCUGCUGGACAUUAAAAAUCCCUACAGGCAACCUAUGGACCGACUCAACUGACACUGAUUUUAUGACCUAGUAUAUACAAUAAUAUAAACCAAGUCAUUGUAUUUCAUUUUCAGAAUUAUUUCAUAUCUUAAUUUAAAUAAAAAUAUAUUUUUAUCUUUUUUAGAUACAGUCAAUAAAUAACGUGAACAUGUAUCAUAACAGAGAGGGGUGCUCCACUAACCACGUUAAACCCAGAUUCCGAACUAACAAAGGUCUUAACUCAUUCUCUUUCUAUGCCACAUCAAUGUGAAAUGCGCUCCCAACAGGUAUAAAAGAAAGGGCAUCUCUAUCCUCCUUCAAAACCGCAAUAAAAGUUCACCUCCAGGCAGCUACAACCCUAAACUAACACCCUCCCCGGAUUGCUAAUAAUCAAAUGCAGAUACUUUUUCUUUUUCUUAUGCCUUCUGAUCUCUCUCUCUCUCUCGCUCUCUCUCGCUCUCUCUCUAUGGCCACUACUUGAUGUCCAUA